This is a messenger RNA of Patella vulgata (common limpet), 1766 nucleotides long. RefSeq lists its product as uncharacterized. Gene Ontology annotation, cellular component: cytoplasm. The transcript has 8 exons. Gene Ontology annotation, biological process: intracellular signal transduction; protein phosphorylation. Lineage: Eukaryota; Metazoa; Mollusca; Gastropoda; Patellidae. The record is from RefSeq and is a predicted model, not a curated record. Bases 1 to 1734 code for a protein of 577 amino acids. Gene Ontology annotation, molecular function: ATP binding; protein serine/threonine kinase activity.
AUGGAGGAAGAGAGAUAUGUGGCUAAUAUUAUCGAGUUUACGGGUGGAUUUACAGUCCACGUUGACGAAGAUGCAAUCAAACCACAAAAGAGAACAAAGAAAUCUAUUCAAAAGUUCGGAUACGUGUUGGGCGCAACCAUUGGUACUGGCUCUUAUUCAAAAAUUAAAAUUUGUCACUCAAAGAAAUUAAACGACAAAGUUGCCGUCAAGAUCGUGCACAAGAAGAGACUUCCUCCAGAAUACAUCGACAAAUUUGUUCCCAGAGAAAUAGCAAUCCUUCAAAAAUUGGAGCAUCCCGGAGUUAUGCAACUAAUAGAGGUUUUUGAGACGGAGAAUACUAUGUAUUUAGUAAUGGAGUAUAUGUCACGUGGAGAUUUGUUAGAUUAUGUUAAUAGUGUAGGUAAUCUACAUGAAGCUGAUGCUAGACGACUGUUCCGACAGUUAGUCGAUGUUGUAGCCUAUCUCCAUGGAAACCAAAUUUACCACCGUGACAUCAAACUUGACAACAUUCUGUUGGAUCAAAAUUAUAAUAUACGCCUAUCAGAUUUUGGCUUCUCAAGAUUUAACCCACAACGUGAAGAACUACAGACAUUUUGUGGAUCUUAUUCUUACGCAGCUCCUGAAAUUCUUGAUGGUGAAAAGUACAAUGGUGCUAAAAUAGAUAUAUGGAGUAUGGGUGUAUGUUUAUAUGGUAUGUUAAAUGGCAAACUACCAUUUCGUGAUACUGAUGUCGAUGUGCUGAGGGAAGGUAUGAAAGAAAAGAUCAAAUUCUACAAAUUUGUAUCAAGAGCUUAUAUAAUAUUGUACGUUUUGCUGUUUCUGCAUUUUUCAGAUGGACGUGAUUUAGUACGUGCUAUAUUAGAGCCUAAUGUUAAAAAACGUUAUAGUAUAAAAGAUAUAACACAUAGUAAUUGGAUGUGUCGUCCUAUUAAAACUGGCGGCACCAUGUCAAUGUCAUCACUGGCCGUAGCAGCAGUAACGAGUGAAACCUCCAAUCAAGCUAGCUUAGAUCUCAAUGCCGAGCAUGGAUUUUCGUGUGCACAGAAUACGAAGGAACAAAAACCAAAUAAAGUAUCUGGUGUACUCAGAUCUGUUGCUAUCAACCAUUCAACUGGUGCGAGCAGUGUGAAUUUGGAGAAUGUAAAAAUGCCGUUAAAGAAAGCUUCAUCAAUUGAAAUGACUACUGGUGUUAGUGGACCUGCAGGAAGACGUAUAAGUGUUCAACUCGGAAUAAUGCCAGAUGUUGCCCCUGAAGUCGUAAAAGCGGAGUCAACAUUGACACCGGCUUUGGCACCUAUUGCCGAAAAACCAAGUCGUGGAUUAGUAUCGAAGUGGGGAGCCGCAAUGGGGGGAGAAGAGACUAAUAAAUCGGGAAAUGGAAAAGCUAAUUUUAAGAAAGCUCUUAAGGCACUGACUAAAUUCAAGUGUGUGGUUCAAGUGGUAACCGCAACCAAAAGAUUUAAAAGAGGUCCUCUAACUACCAUUCUCACUAUCCCGCAAGAAAAAGCAAUGGAGAGGAUGAUAGAAAAAAGACACAGUCUACAGUUACAGGAUUUCAAGCACCUGGCUCACACAGAUGGUGCCAAAGUAGCCAACUUGUGCUCAGCGGACGUUCGCAAAGAAAGUUUACUGAAGAAAAAAAGUUCCCAAUUUAUGGAAGAGUCGGAGAGACUACGCCAAGAGAAAGUUGAAAAAAUGGAAAAUACCUUCAAUAUACUAGGUUCCAGUGUUUAAAUAAAUGAUUAUAAGUAAAUUUCUAUAGGUCU